AUUCCUCUCUCUCUCUCUCUCUCUCUCUCUAACACACAAUUAAUAACACAAUAUUCUGAUCGAUAUCUACACUUUCUUGGAUCUGUAGGAACUACAUCACUCUGCAAAACUUGUCUCUCUUAUACUUCUAAUGAUUAUAUAGCUUCUUGCCCAAUUCAAGAACUCUCAAGCUAAACAAAUAAUUAAGACAAUAAUGAAAAAAUUUAUCCAGCUCAAGCAAGAAUUCCUCAAGAGAUGGAUAAAGGGUCUCCAUAUAUGUAGCUCUUCGAGUAAGAAGAUGGGAGUUUUGGAGAGAAAAAAUGCCAUAAAGCUUUCUGCAGACUUAGCCAUGGCGUUUGCCAAGAAGGGCAAGACUUCAUGGAGCCGAGCCGUCAUAGCAAAAGCUUCGCAGAACAGCUCAGCAGCCAAUACUAACUACAGCAAAAUCCUUUCCCAGAGAGUGACGAUGAUGAUGAGCAUGAAGAACAAUAAUAAUGAUAGUAAUCGAGCUCAUUCAAAUCCAUCACCAAACGGCAUGAAUACGAUGUCGUUUCGAAGUAGGAAAGCCAUGAUGAUGAUGAUGAUGAACCGCAGCUAUAGAUCAUCAAGGAAAAGUUAUAAUAAAGUUGUUUCGAGUUCUUUAUUAGCGAAGAGAUUGGUUCGGAAGAGAACACAAAUUCUCAAACGGCUUGUGCCUGGUGGAGACCAGUGUUUGGAUGAAGUGUCUUUGAUUAAAGAAACCCUAGAUUACAUAUUAUCUCUUCGAGCUCAGAUUGAUGUAAUGAGGUGUCUUUCUAACGCCGCUGAUGAUCAUCAUGAGCUCGUAUAUAAUGGCAAGUAAGAAUAUAUAUUAUGCUAAUAUAUAAUGAAAGUUUUAUUAAGUAAUAAUAUUAUCAAUUAGUACUACUUUUACUGUUUUUUUGUAUACUUUUUAUCCUCUGCUAUAGCUUGUUCCUUUUUGGCAAGACCAACUAGGUAGCUAGAUACAUGUGAAGAAGGAGAGAGAGUUAAUUAAGAGACGAUGCUAUAGUAUAUAUAUAUAGCUAAAGCAAUGUAUAUAUGAAUCUUAUAUAUAAAUAUAUAUAGUGAAAAAAAUGAAUGUUUUUUUUGCUAUUUGUUCUAUCUCUCUACUUAUAUUAGUUUCACAAUGCAUGUA
Messenger RNA from Humulus lupulus (European hop), 1135 nucleotides. Its product is annotated as transcription factor IBH1-like 1. The record is from RefSeq and is a predicted model, not a curated record. Gene Ontology annotation, biological process: regulation of DNA-templated transcription. The transcript is spliced from 2 exons. Bases 194 to 820 code for a protein of 208 amino acids. Lineage: Eukaryota; Viridiplantae; Streptophyta; Magnoliopsida; Rosales; Cannabaceae. Gene Ontology annotation, molecular function: protein dimerization activity.